GGGCGUGUGGGUUUGGCUCUUCAAGCCUUCAGUUCAGUCGGCGGGAGCAGAGCGGCUAGUCAAGGCGCGGCGGCUAAAGAAGCCAGCAAGCCGAACCGAGUAACGGACCACUGAGACAUGCCCCAUGACUUUUGAGAACGAAUAACAGAUCACAGAGACGCCAAAAAUGACAGUGGAUUUUGAGGAGUGUGUCAAAGAUUCGCCCCGCUUCAGGGCAAACAUUGAAGAUGUCGAGACAGAGGUUGUGGAGAUUGAGGCAAAACUGGACAAGUUGGUGAAGCUAUGUGGUGGCAUGAUAGACGCUGGGAAAGCCUAUGUCAGUGCCAACAAACUUUUCAUCAACGGAAUUCGGGAUCUGUCGCAGCAGUGCAAGAAUGAUGAAAUGAUCUCGGAAUGCCUGGAAAAGUGUGGUGAAAGUCUUCAGGAAAUCAUUAACUACCACAUAAUGCUUUUUGAUCAAGCUCAGCGUUCAGUCAAGCAGCAGUUACAGCACUUUGUCAAAGAGGACGUGCGCAAGUUCAAGGACACAAAGAAACACUUUGAGCGUGUGCGCGAGGACCUGGAGAUUGCACAAGUAAGGAAUGCGCAGGCGCCCAGGAACAAAGCCCACGAGGUAGAGGAAGCCACUUGCGCACUCAGCGUCUCGCGAAAGUGCUUCCGUCAUCUGGCCUUGGAUUACGUUCUGCAGAUCAAUGUCCUUCAGGCCAAGAAGAAAUUUGAGAUCCUGGAUACAAUGCUGUCCUUCAUGCAUGCCCAGUACUCCUUGUUCCAGCAGGGCUACAAGCGGCUGGAAGAGAUGGACCCCUACAUGAAGAGGCUGGCUGCUGAAUUGGAUCAGCUGGUGAUUGAGUCAGCCAUGGAGAAGAGAGAGUUAGAGCACAAACAUGCGACCAUCCAGCAAAGGACACUCAUGCAGGACUUUGCCUACGAAGAAUCCAAGGCUGAGUUCAACUUGGACUCUCCCAACGGGGUGGUGAUGGAAGGUUACUUGUUUAAGAGAGCCAGCAAUGCCUUUAAGACGUGGAACAGACGCUGGUUCUCCAUUCAAAACAGCCAGCUGGUUUAUCAGAAGAAGUUCAAGGACUCUCUGACAGUGGUGGUGGAUGAUCUCCGUCUGUGUUCCGUCAAACCCUGUGAGGAUAUUGAGAGGAGAUUCUGCUUCGAAGUUGCCUCCCCGACCAAGAGUUGCAUGUUGCAGGCCGAGUCAGAGAAGCUAAGACAAGCUUGGAUUCAGGCUGUCCAAGCCAGCAUAGCCUCAGCCUACAGGGAGAGCCCUGAGAGCCUCCGCAGCGAGCAUCUAGACAGAGCGGCGUCGCCAUCCACGAGCAGCCUGGACUCGGCCAGCGAGUUGCGAGAACCCGGCGGCCGUGGUGAUAGCAUCCUGCAGAGGAUCCUUUGCCUGCCGGGCAACCAACAGUGCUGCGACUGCGGUCAGAUCGAGCCUCGUUGGGCUUCCAUCAAUUUGGGGAUUCUGCUGUGCAUCGAGUGUUCUGGCAUACACAGAAGUCUCGGCGUUCAUUGCUCCAAAGUGCGCUCGCUAACGCUGGACUCGUGGGAACCGGAGUUAUUAAAGCUAAUGUGUGAGCUGGGUAACGGUGUCGUCAACCACAUUUAUGAGGGCUCUUAUCACGAAGGACAAGGUGUCAGCAAAGCGACAGCGUCCAGUUGCCGACAAGAGAAGGAGGCUUGGAUUAAGGCCAAGUAUGUGGAGAAAAAGUUUAUAAAGAAGCUGACUGCAGUGGCGAGUCUCAUCAACGGCGACAGAAAGUUGACGCGGCGCUGGAACGUACAGAAGUGUCGGAGGCACAACAGUGCCACCACGGUACCGAAGACAAGGCGGAGAUACCGACAGGAGCCUCGCAGCACUUCGCCAUCCAGCCUCUCUUCAGGUUCUGUCAAGUCCAAACGAGAAUCCUUAUUUUGUCCAGAUGAACUGGAUUCCCUUUUCUCCUACUUCCACGCCACAUCUGGACCUCGAAGCCUCAGCAGUGACAGCGGUUUGGGCAGCACUGACGGUAGCACUGACUUUUUGGUCCUGGGACCGGCAGUGGAUAGCGUGACAGAGGAAAAUUGCGAGGCGUCUGAGGACUCGAGUGGCGAGGCUGAUCCAGACACGUCGGACCCGGAGGACGCCAGAUACCUUCACCCUGGGGCACUUCUGUAUAAAGCCGCCAAAGCUCGUAACCUUCCCGUUAUGGCCGAAGCUCUCGCGCACGGUGCGGAUGUCAAUCUGGUGAACAAGGACGAUGAAGACAAAACUCCCCUUAUACAAGCUGUGAUUGGGGGUUCCUUACUAGCCUGCGAGUUUUUACUUCAAAAUGCUGCUGAUGUUAAUCAACGAGAUGCAAGAGGGCGGGGUCCACUGCAUCACGCCACCUACCUGGGCCACACGGGGCAGGUGUGUCUAUUCCUCAAAAGGGGUGCAGCCCAGAAUAAUGGUGACGAGGACGGUCAGGACCCGUUAAGCAUUGCAGUACAGCAAGCCAACGCUGACAUAGUCACAUUGUUGCGACUGUCCAGGAUGAACGAGGAGAUGCGUGCAUCGGAAGGAGGUUUCGCCCAAGCAGGGGAUGCCACGUACCUGGACAUCUUCCGAGAGUUCUCGCACAUGGCGUCCCACAAUCCCGAGAAGCUGAAAAGGAGAAGCGUGCACUUCAGGCACUCCUUCAGGUAGUCAAUCCAGGGGACCACCUUUGACCUGUGACUUGGACAAAAUCAGCCACCUUAUUUUUCCUUUUUAAUUUUCCAGUUUUAUGCUUUAUUUUGUCCCUGAGGAUUUGCAGGUCAUAUCCUUAGAGGGAGUGUUCAGUUUUGUGAGUGUUUACAAACAGAUAGCACUUGUUUUCUCUCUUGCUUUGGUGCAUCCUGAAUUAUCAAACCAACCAAAAGUACAGUAUUAUUUGACAGUAUUCUGUCUAUCAUACUCUUAUUUCAAAUUCAAAACAAAUAUCAAAACUACCCCUGCAUGGCUUAGAAAUACAAAAGGUUUGCCGAUUCCGAGCAGUCUAUGUUAAAAUUAUUUUUACAUCAUUUUUUAAAGAGGAAAAAUCGUAAUGUUAUGCAAGUAGACAUAAUUUUAAAGCAAAAGUUUGGUAUACUCAAACAUUUUUUGUCAUAAGACAUCCUUUCAUGAUAGUACAUUUUAAAAAAGCAUUUUCCCAUCAGAUUUAUAAGAACAUGAACAUGUUUUAAUUGUUUAAGUGAAGAAUUUUGUUAUUGACGAACAAAAACUGAAAUGGUGAGUUCGAUAAUGCUCAUUCCCUCUGACCCAACCCAUUCAAGAUUGAACAAAAAUGCACCUGUUACCCCCCCCCCCCCCAAUCCCAUUCAAAAUAGCUGCAAAACUGUACUUCACUUGCAUGAAAUCUGGCUGUUUUAGUCAAGAUUAUUCUGAAGUAUUUUUUCAAUGAAUAGGUUCCCUAUUAAGAAUCAACAUUUAUUAUUUUUUUUUAUAAGCUCAUGGCUUCAAAGAACUUCUGUAACACAAAAUUACUGUCCAGUUUUCAAUUUAGAAAAUUCCCAGAAUUUAACACCCUGUACAUUGAUAUAAGCCGUAUAUAUACCACAACUACUUGGGCAAAUGUACUGUCAACAAUGUCCCAUUUCAAAUGAGAUGCAAUAAAAUGUCAAUAAACAAAAAAACACAACACUUUUGUCUUGUCUUU
Corythoichthys intestinalis (scribbled pipefish) is the source of this 3665-nucleotide messenger RNA. Its product is annotated as arf-GAP with coiled-coil, ANK repeat and PH domain-containing protein 3-like. The record is from RefSeq and is a predicted model, not a curated record. Lineage: Eukaryota; Metazoa; Chordata; Actinopteri; Syngnathiformes; Syngnathidae. The transcript is spliced from 25 exons. Gene Ontology annotation, molecular function: protein binding; GTPase activator activity. Gene Ontology annotation, cellular component: cytoplasm. The coding region runs from base 167 to 2674 and encodes 835 amino acids.